AUUGGGUCUUGUAAAUUAAUCUUGUUUUAUUACACACAGAGUAAAAAUAUUCCAGGAAAGCAGUUUGAAUUCACAGCCAGUCAUAUAUGAAGCGAUGAUAAAAGCUUUGACAGAUGUUGGGCUGAAGAUUGAGGAAGGUCUUGCUAGUCAUGAUCUGGAAGGUUUUUUUGAAAAUCCAGAUACUGCUGAACAGUGUGUGUUUCUUGAUCAACCAAAAUACACAAGUCUUUUUAUGAUGAUAUACCUGGGGUAUCUUAAUAAUCAGGUGGUAUCUCGGCUACAAGAAAGCCUUAAAGGAGCUCCUAGCGAAUUGGAAACUGGGUACUUUAUAUCUGUAGAGAGACCUCUGAUGGAUAAUGUUUGCAGAUCGAAGGAAAAUUUCCAAAAAAUGUUAAUAGGGAGUGGCAUACUACAGACAGAAAACAAGAUUAUAAAAGCGCGAAUCGUCACUCCAGGAGAAAUAGGAAUAUUGCCCAUCGUAGAGAAACUUUUUGGAUUAAAUCUUCCUCUCAAGUCUUAUUUUGUCUUGUCUAGAUUACAUACAACUUACAUUCAACUCACAUUGAGCCAAGUUGUUCAGAUUCGGUCCUGUGAAAAAGAAGGGUCUUCCAUCGUAGUCAAGGAUAUAAAUAUUCCGAUUGAAGAUAUACAUGACAGUAUAUGUAAGCAUUUAUGGGAAAAGAUUGGAUUGAACGGAGCGAAAAAGGAAUGUGGAUAUAACAAUGAAAAUUGCAGCAAACGUUGUAAUAAACAUUCGAUCCAGAAUUACACCAAAGCUAUAACGGAAUUGAAACAGUAUUUAAUGGAAAUUUUCUCACCUGUCAAUAUAGACAUGGAUUUGGAUGUCUUAAAAAAGAUUGAAACUAGUAAAACAUGUGGAUGUGGUAUUCAUGUAUCUAUUCGUAAUAUGAUUGAGGAGGGGUUGAAACCAGCAUUACAAAAUGUUGCCGCAGUCAUGACAUCCUCAGUAACAAACAAAAAUCUCUUUGGAAUAUAUCAGGUGGACCAUUUUUUUGUGAUGGAUGAUACGCUUGCCACAUCAAAGGGCUCCUUAUUUUGUCCGGUGUUUUAUAAUCUAUUACAAGAAGCAAUUGAAAAUAGUAUCAAGUCAAAAAGAUUAAAUUCGCAAAUGUUUAUUAUUCGAGAAAAACUGCAUGAGUUGUUGCAACCAGUGAUAAGUAAAACAUGUCUUUUAUACAACACUUUAAUACAUGGGAGUUCAAGAAUAGCAUCAGAAGAUACUUAUGCAAUAUACAUGUCUGGUUCUAACAACGUGGGGUUGCAUGUGUAUGGUGACGGAUACAAAUAUAAUGAAAAAAAUUAUGUCGGUGGUAAAGAAGGUGCCUUAAUAGUAUUACGAAAAGGACAAUUGUUACCACAUACAGGAAUAGUUAAGCAUUUUAGAUGGAUAAUUAGAAACCGUGGCUAUUUUAAAAGAGUCCCGUCAUUGAUUUUAAAUCUAGUAAAGUUGAAUUCGAACUAUAACAGCCCUAAGGAUAUUGUCUCUUUGCAUCGGCACCAACAUAAUCUGGUUGAAGCUUUCGAUUAUGAUAUAUUUAUAGCGGUAUCUCAGAUUUUUAAUUUAAAAAUAAGUUACAGUAAUCAUGACGCUGUUCUUCAAUUUAAUAUGGAGGCCGAUGCAGGGUUUUCUCCUAUUAGACAACAGUUGACACUAGUCAACUCUUGAAAUGUACGAAAAAAAAACCCAGACAUCUUUGAUUUUGAUCAUGGAUAAAAUAAAUUAUGACUGAUGCACUACCCACAGACUGUAUUAUGCUUA
This is a messenger RNA of Mucor mucedo, 1780 nucleotides long. RefSeq lists its product as uncharacterized. Bases 95 to 1687 code for a protein of 530 amino acids. Lineage: Eukaryota; Fungi; Mucoromycota; Mucoromycetes; Mucorales; Mucoraceae. The transcript is spliced from 3 exons. The record is from RefSeq and is a predicted model, not a curated record.